UUUCCUAACAGAAAUAAGCAGACGGAAGCAUUUCAAAAAAUGCUAAAUUCUGUAUAUUUUGUUGUUAUUGCUUGGAUUCAAAAUGACACUGGUUACAUUAAACUAAUUAAUAUAACCUAAAGUCUUCAUAUUUCUAAAAUUUCAUAUGAUGGUAUCUUAAAAAUUAUAAUUUUCUCUCUUCGUUAGAUAGUUUUAAUUUUGUUAAAAUGUUUGUUUCACAGAAAUCUGAGUCUGAUCCAAAUAAGAUGCUGAAUCAAGCUGCUCUUGAAGCAAUGCAUUCAGCUGUAUACAUAGAGGAUUAUCUUGAUUUUGUGGAAAAUAUUCCUGAUGACAUUCAAAGAAACUUAACGCAGUUACGAGAGCUUGAUUUAAAAUACCAAGAAAUUCUUCAAGAUCUGGAUAAUUUCCAAAAUACACUGACAAGAGAUUUAGAUCCUAUCAGCAGAAAGAGAACUUUACUUCAAGUUCAGAGAGCUCUUAUUCAAACUCAAGAUUUAGGAGAUAAGAAACUACAAAUUGUUCAAGUAAUCCAAGAUAUAAUUGACAACAAAGGGAGACAAUUAGAAAUAGAUCGCAUGAAAUUAGAUUUGGGACGAGAAAAUGAAGCUCAGAACGACAAUACAAAGAAUGAACCUCCAGAAAGGCCGACCAAAAGAUCUCGUCGACAACGUCACACCGAUUUAUCGUUACGUGAUGAUUCUAUACAUGAGCGUCAAGAGAAAGAAGUUGCUCCUGCUCCCAGUACAAGUAAAACCAAGAAAAAGAAGAAGAGAAAAACAAAAGUUGAAAAAGAGCCUGAAGCCCCCACUUUAGAGCCUCCAAUAGAUCCUGAUGAGCCUACUUAUUGCCUGUGUGAUCAAGUGUCAUAUGGUGAAAUGAUAGGGUGUGACAAUGAGGACUGUGAAAGAGAAUGGUUUCAUUUCUCGUGUGUUGGAUUAACAACAAAACCCAAGGGGAAAUGGUAUUGUCCUACUUGUCGAGGUGACAGAAGCAAUCAAAUGAAACCAAAAAACUUAUAAUUUGUUGUUCAUAUUUUCUUUUAAUUUUAUUGUAUUAUUUUUACAAAUUAAAGGAAAAUUUCUCUAAUAUUUUUCAAUUUUCAGGAUCAAAGUUCAAUAUUAUGUUAUCAUUCAAAAUUAAAUAAUAUUUUUUUCAAUUACGAUCACUGAUAAUGUAUAUGAAGUACUAAAAGUAUUGCAUAAUAUUAUAUGUUCAUUAUUGAAAAGAAUAAAAUUAAUGAAUAAUUUUUAAAAUGCUUAAAUUUCACUACAUAUCUGAAGUAUUUUUUUGUUAUUUACAAGUUUAGCAAUCGGUUAAAAUUAUGUUAGCUAUUAAAAAAAAAUUUCUUUUAUGUUAAAUUUUUCACUUGUAUAAAAUUCUUUUUUAAAAUAAUUUGUUCAGAAAUGACUUUUGCAUAUAUUUUAACGUGAUUUAUUUAUGCUUUUAUUGACAUAUUUAAAAGCGCCUCAUAGUUCUUGCCACUAUAGAGAGUCAAGUGUUAAUUAUUUUUUUCCUUUUAGGUGCUUAAUAUUAUCUUUGUUAUUCUGUUCUAUCAGUUGUACCUGCUGUAAGCAAAAGGUUAAGUCAUAAUAAGCAUUAUUAAAAAGAGACCUUCAACACAGGUGGUUGAAAAUACUGUUUUUUAAAUACACUUUUUGUUAAUUGUCUUAUAAUUUUCAGUAGUCAAAUUUAAAAAGCCAAAGUGCAUACAAAUUAUUUACAAAAAUUAAAAUGAAAAAGUUCAGACAUUGUAUAUUAAAGAAGCGUUAAAAAUAACUUACGAUGCCAGUUAGUUUAUAAUAUAUGUUUUAAGUGCUAAGUUCGCAGGUGAUGUGAUUAUGAAGAUUUAAUCUGUGACCGCAAAAAUAAAUUUUUUGAUCGAUAUAUUUUUGUUUAAAAAAAAAGUAUUUUAUAUGACUUUUAAUUUGACAUAUGUUUCAUCUUAAAGAUGAGCUUCUAAGCUGAAAGCAAAAAUUAUAAGUUAUUUAACCAUAUGGAAUAAUUUGCUAACUAGCAUGGAAUUAUGCAUCAUCUAAUCUUUUUUUUAGAUUUUAUGUUUCUAUAAUGAAAGAAAUCUUGUAAGAAUUUAUAUAUACUUUUCUGUUGUUUUUAUGUAAAGUUAUUGCUGAUAUGUCUUUGACAAAAUAAAAGUUAUUGAAACUUUUAAAUGAAAA
This is a messenger RNA of Parasteatoda tepidariorum (common house spider), 2174 nucleotides long. RefSeq names its product inhibitor of growth protein 2. Gene Ontology annotation, biological process: positive regulation of DNA-templated transcription. Gene Ontology annotation, cellular component: nucleus. Lineage: Eukaryota; Metazoa; Arthropoda; Arachnida; Araneae; Theridiidae. The record is from RefSeq and is a predicted model, not a curated record.